Messenger RNA from Bipolaris zeicola 26-R-13, 735 nucleotides. RefSeq lists its product as uncharacterized. The record is from RefSeq and is a predicted model, not a curated record. Lineage: Eukaryota; Fungi; Ascomycota; Dothideomycetes; Pleosporales; Pleosporaceae. Bases 1 to 735 code for a protein of 244 amino acids. The transcript has 2 exons.
AUGUCUUCUCCAAAACUCAUCGUGCACCACCUCCAGGUUGGCCAAGGCGAGCGCAUUCCAUGGCUUCUCGAGGAGCUCAAUAUUCCUUAUGAACUGAAGCUCUACCAACGCUCGCCCCUACUCUCUCCGCCUGAGCUCAAAGCAGUGUAUCCUCUCGGCUCUUCUCCUGUACUCGAGGAUGUAACGGACCCCUCCAAUCCCAUCAAGAUUGCCGAAUCAGGUGCCAUCGCAGAUUACAUCAUCCAAAAGUACGCAAAUGGCCGGCUGGCACUGGGACCGCAGCACAAGAACUUUGCAGACUACUUGUACUGGUUCCAUUUUGCGAAUGGAACCCUACAUCCCACCUUAUUCAGGAGGACUUCGGCUCGAGCAAUGGUUGGCGAGCAGGAUCCCAGGUACAUAGGUGUGGCUGAUCGCGCCGCGAAUGCAUUGCAACAUGUCAACAACCGUCUACUGAACAACACCUGGCUCGCAGGCGAGGAGUUUACUGCCGCGGACAUCAUGAAUGCGUGGACCUUUACGACGAUGCGCAAGUUUGAGCCAAUAGACCUGAGCGACUAUCAGGGUAUUCUGGCGUGGCUCAAGCGCGUUGGCGAGCGUGAGGCAUAUAGACGCGCCAUGGGCAAGUCCGACCCGGAUCUGAACCUUGAGGAGGGUCUCAGUGCCAAAGGGCCACCGCUUAUGGAGGCAUGGGCCAAGGCUAUGGGAAUGAAGCCGGGACGUCAGAAGCUUUGA